Molecule: messenger RNA, 1428 nt
Organism: Grosmannia clavigera kw1407
Lineage: Eukaryota; Fungi; Ascomycota; Sordariomycetes; Ophiostomatales; Ophiostomataceae
Exons: 3
Coding region: 1-1428 (475 amino acids)
Biological process (GO): protein prenylation
Cellular component (GO): cytoplasm
Molecular function (GO): protein prenyltransferase activity
Source: RefSeq, a predicted model, not a curated record
AUGUCCCGGGCCCUCGACAAGGAGACGGUGGCCGCUCUGCAAUUGGGCGACCCCACAGCAGCCUACCGAGCCAUUGCGGGCGUCCUGACACAGCCGUCGUCGUCGCCGUCCGACGAACUCCUCGACAUUGAGUUCCUCGGCCGUGGUCAUACUCUUUCGGAUGUCCCGUCUGACGGCGACAGCAACAGCAACUUUUUCCUCCGUGACGGCAAUUCCGUGGCCAUCCUCAAGCUGGCCCUGGUGCAGGCCUUUUUCGUCGCGCGACGGAUCCUGCAGCAAUACCAAGGGACGACAGCAGCCAACGCUGACAAUGCCUCGACCUCACCCUCGUCCUUAGACGACAUCAUGGCGGCCACGGCCGUCAUCCUCCUCUUCGACCCCGAGCAUCUGACGGCCGCCAACACGCGCAAACGCAUCAUCCUAUCGUCGCACGCCGCCACCACCCGCGGCUUUCUCCUGGCAGCCGAGUGCCGUCUGGUCGACAGCCUGCUCACGAGCCACCUGCACCGACAUACCAAGUCGCCGACGCUUUGGAGUCACCGGCGUUGGCUCGUGGCGCUGCACGACCACCAAGCACAAGCGUGCCACCGUGACGUUGUCGACGUCAUCAUGGUCGCUGCCGUCCGCCACCCGCGCAACUACUAUGCCUGGGACCACGCCCGGUGGCUGGUGACGACGCUCCGAGGCGACGACGUCGAUGCGGCUGUCGCUGCUCUCCUGCCGCCCGUCCACGACUGGUGCUUCCGCCACCAUGACGACACCUCCGGCUGGUCCUUUCUGCUGUUCCUGCUGUCCAAGACCGUCGUGGUGACGGUUCUCGACGAGACGCUGUCCCAGGUGCUGCACAUGACCGCGUCGCUGCACUGGACGGGCGAGUCCGUCUGGGUCUUUCUACGCACGGCAGCAGCAGCAGCAGCAGCAGCAGCAGCCAACAGACAAGAGAAGACAGGGAUCUCGGACCCGACCGACAGCUGCGACCGCCUCCGACAGACGGCUCACGCCCUGCAGACCAGCACCGGCCUCGAUCCGCGGUCCCAGGACUGGAGGGUGCUGCAGCAGGCCCAGGACUGGUCGCUUGACCAGGCGGCCACAGGGCCACAGGGCCCAGGACUGCCCGACCACGCCACAGCGCCGCCAGAGCACCAGACUCUGGCAAGAUUUGGCGACAAAAUGGGGCAACCCAGCAGAGCCUGGCUGAGCCAUCGCGAUGGAAAAUCGGUCGUCCCAACACUCGUCACAGUCGGCGCAGUCACUGGAGUGGCUACUUACGUGCGCAGGCAGCUCAUGCGGGAGUCCCAGGCCUUCGACCGGUACUUCUCCACCUACAACACCCCGGAGAGCGAAGCAUCGCGGAAGCGUGUGUUCGAGGGCGCUUCUGAAGACCCGCGCACAAGUCUGAUGAACAUCCUGGGCUGGAAGAAGGAGUAG